This is a messenger RNA of Bipolaris maydis ATCC 48331, 1426 nucleotides long. Its product is annotated as Sec20-domain-containing protein. Gene Ontology annotation, cellular component: SNARE complex; endoplasmic reticulum. Gene Ontology annotation, biological process: retrograde vesicle-mediated transport, Golgi to endoplasmic reticulum. Gene Ontology annotation, molecular function: SNAP receptor activity. NCBI's taxonomy places the organism in Eukaryota, Fungi, Ascomycota, Dothideomycetes, Pleosporales, Pleosporaceae. The record is from RefSeq and is a predicted model, not a curated record.
CCGAGCCUCACCAUGGCUCCUAUUCCCUCCACCACCCAAUCCCUAACCACACGCCUAACUGCCCUUGCCGAAUCCAACAAGGCUGUCGGUCAGCUCAUACAGCGCCUCGCCAAACUAGACUUCCAGCCCGGUUCACAGCCACUAGACCCUGCAGAGGGUGACGUGAGGUUGGAAUUAGGCGCCGAGAUACACGAGACACUCAAAGGAAUCGAGGAGGAACUAGAGCUUCUGAGGCAGGAAGUUGAGGACAUUACUCUACAGGGUGGCAUUGCUGGUCGAAGAAGAGACAGUAGCAAAGAGAGCGAGAGGAGCAGGCUAGCAGUACUACUUGCAAGGUUGACUGAAGACUUGAAAUCUUCACGAGCGCAGUAUCGCAAGGCCCAGCUCACUGCUAAACACAACGCCGACCGCGCAAAACUCAAAGAGCGCGAACUGCUCUUCUCGAACCUACAAUCGGGCUCCUCUACGCCUUCGUCUACAUAUCGCCAAAGAAGGCAGCAGCAAGGAACAUCAGAAGGCGAAAUUGUUGCUCAGGCCUCUUCGGACGUUACCGCCGCCCUACGUAGGACACACCAGUUGAUGAGAGACGAGCUUUCACGCUCUCGAUUUGCGCAAGAGACACUUGAACAAUCUACCGCUGCACUUGAAAACCUUGGCGACAAUUACUCUGACCUCAACACUUUGCUAGCAAAUAGCAAAACUCUGGUGUCAACAUUACUGAAGAGCCAAAAAAGUGACACGUGGUACUUGGAAACGACUUUUUACGUUCUGAUAACAACUGUCAUCUGGCUCGUUUUCCGACGCUGGUUAUACGGACCUCUGACGUGGUUUGUUUUCUGGCCGCUCAAGCUUGUCUUUCGUAUCUUUUUUGCCGUUGCCCCAAUCGGCGCAGCAUCGUCGGUUGCAAGUUCGAGCGUUGCAGUACCUUCGUCAUCGUCGAGAACCCUAGUUGUUCAGCCUAGCGCAGCUGGUGGCAUUCCCCGGCGCGAACCCAACGGUCAACCACACUAUAUUCCUGUCGGCCGUGGAGGACAGAAACAGGAUCAAGACCCCAGUCCACCAGGUUCAUAUUCGCAACAAGUUGGCAAAAUGGCGGAACAAAAUCAGCAGCAACAGCAACAGCAAGAGGAGGUGCCUGACCACCCACAGUUUAGACAACCAAGGAAGGAUGAAGAUGAUGGUCCAGUAACACUGGGCGACGGAACUGUACUUGAGGAGAGCAGUAAGCCGAGGAAUCCAAAGAAGAAAAUGUGGGAUGAAGAUGUUGAGCGGAAGAAGUUGGAAGAGGAGCAGCAACAGCAGCAGCAGCAACAACAGCAGGAGGCUGGUGGUGAGCGGAAUCGGGAUGAACUCUAAGUUGCUGUUGUUGUAGUAGAUGAGAUAGCGUAGCUGUUACCGAAAAUUCUAUAAUAUUUAUUCUUCAUCU